UUAAGCAAAAAGGUUUUAUUCUGAGCGUAAAUUUCCAAAAAUAGCAGCCGCCCGAUCGAAAAUGUGGGAAGUCUUUGGGCAUCUGAAUAAUGUAAGGUAGGGAGCAGAUCUGAGUCAUCCCUGUGAGUCGGAAAUGCAAUUAAUUGAAUAGAAAAAAUGGGGAGAGGGAAGAUAGUGAUAAGGAGGAUCGACAACAUGACGAGCAGGCAAGUGACAUUUUCAAAGAGGAGGAAUGGACUGUUGAAGAAGGCUAAGGAACUUGCUAUUUUGUGCGAUGCUCAGGUCGCACUCAUCAUCUUCUCCAGCACCGGAAAACUCUACGAUUUCGUCAGUACCCCCAGCAUGAAGUCGGUGAUUGAAAGGUACGACAAAGCAAAAGAGGAUCCUCACCAAUUGGCAAAUUCAACUUCUGAAGUCAAGUAUUGGCAAAGUGAAGUUAAUAUGCUGAGGCAACAAUUACAGAAAUUGCAAGAGAAUCACCGGCUGCUAAUGGGUGAGGGACUUAGUGAUUUAAAAGUCAAGGACCUACAGAACUUAGAAAAGCAGCUGGAGAUGAGCCUCCGGGUUGUUCGGAUGAGGAAGAUCUUAAUUGAUCAGAUUGAAGAACUGAAUCAAAAGGGAAACCUGAUCCACCAAGAAAAUUCAGAUUUGAAGAAGAAGGUAACAGUAAUUCACCAAGAAAACAUGGAUUUGUAUAAAAAGGUGUAUAGAAAAAGAGAUGCAAAUGGAGUAGACAGUAAUUCAUUCACUACGGAAGGAUUAUGCAUCAGAGACGACUCGGAUGAACGUAUCUGUCUCCAGCUUUGCCAGCCACAACAAACAAAUCAUGAGGCACAAUUGGGAGCUACAAAGUCUGAAUAAAUUGCAGCAGAUUGCAAAUGCACUAGCAAAAGGAAAAAUACUUUUCAAGAAUGUUCACUUGACCAUUAAUGAGAAGACAGCAGUUGACUCUUAUGUAACAAUUGUUGAAAGGGCGAAGACAUCGACAGCCAUUUAGUUAAAAAAAACAUGAAUACUGGAAUUGCAUCUAUCAAACAUCAGAAAUCUGACUGUAAGGAAAGACGGAACCUCAAGUCUUCACAAGAAAAAUAAAUGAUUGUGUUAGACUCUA
Salvia miltiorrhiza (redroot sage) is the source of this 1111-nucleotide messenger RNA. RefSeq names its product MADS-box transcription factor 23-like. Gene Ontology annotation, biological process: positive regulation of transcription by RNA polymerase II. The record is from RefSeq and is a predicted model, not a curated record. The transcript has 8 exons. Gene Ontology annotation, molecular function: RNA polymerase II cis-regulatory region sequence-specific DNA binding; protein dimerization activity; DNA-binding transcription factor activity, RNA polymerase II-specific. Bases 157 to 861 code for a protein of 234 amino acids. NCBI's taxonomy places the organism in Eukaryota, Viridiplantae, Streptophyta, Magnoliopsida, Lamiales, Lamiaceae. Gene Ontology annotation, cellular component: nucleus.